AUGCCUUCCUCAACGCCACUCGUCGCGUUCAUCAUCGGGUUCGGGCCCAAUAUCGGGGGCUCAGUAGCCUCCCUUCUGAAGGAGCAAGGAUACACUGUCGCAGUGGGGUCCCGUAAACCCGACGUCGACAAAGUCAAGAAAGAAGGGUACUUUCCGGUCCAAGUCGACGCGACGCAGCAAGCGAGCAUCUCAGCGGCGUUCGCAGCCGUGAAUGCUGAACUCGGACCGCCCAGUGUUGUUGUGUAUAACCGUCAGUUUCCUCCUGCUGUCCCCGUGAUCCAUCGAGAGCCUACCGAUGUCUCUGACCCUUCCACGCUCCCCCUUGAAGCUUUCAACGAUGUCAUUGCGAUAGGCAGCAAUGUCUUCGUUGCUAUCCAAGAGGCAUUGAAAGGAUUCCGCUCAAGCAAACACGAGGAUACGCCGAAGGCAUUCAUCGUCACAGGCAACGUCCUGCCCGCCGACAAAGCUCUGUCACCCUUCUAUUUCUCUUUGGAUAUACAGAAAAUCAUCGAGUCGCGUAUCGUCGGCCAGCUUGCCCGCGCAAACGAAAAGACCGGUAUACAAUUCGCUUAUGCUACUCUGGUUGCGGACGAUGGAGGAAUACCUCCGUAUGAUCUAUUCCUCAAGAGCGGAGACGUACACGCGAAAGUGUAUUGGGAAUUAAUCAAUCGCAAGGAAGGGCCUUGGGAUUACAGGUUCACGUUGGAUGGAAAGAAGCUGGCCAACUACGAGUCGUUAUGA
Pleurotus ostreatus (oyster mushroom) is the source of this 741-nucleotide messenger RNA. RefSeq lists its product as uncharacterized. The coding region runs from base 1 to 741 and encodes 246 amino acids. The record is from RefSeq and is a predicted model, not a curated record. The transcript is spliced from 4 exons. Lineage: Eukaryota; Fungi; Basidiomycota; Agaricomycetes; Agaricales; Pleurotaceae.